Molecule: messenger RNA, 327 nt
Organism: Sipha flava (yellow sugarcane aphid)
Lineage: Eukaryota; Metazoa; Arthropoda; Insecta; Hemiptera; Aphididae
Product: protein FAM200A-like
Exons: 2
Coding region: 1-327 (108 amino acids)
Source: RefSeq, a predicted model, not a curated record
AUGCAUUCUAAUAAAAAUAUUGACUACUUCAAACAACUAUUAAGUUCACAAAAUAAAGAAUCAGUAAUUUUUGAGAAAAAGGUUACUAUUCCUAAUAAAGCACUUGAAGCUAGUUAUAAAGUGGCAGAAUUAAUAGUUGAAAAUAAAAAACCACAUACAAUAGGUGAAUCUUUAAUUCUUCCAGCCUGUUCAGAAAUAGUGCGUAUUAUGUUUGGUAAUGAGGCUGAAGCCGAAAUAAAAAAAAUACCUCUUUCGAAUAAUACUAUUCGUAGACGCGUCCAAGAUAUGUCAGAAGACAUAGAAAAAAAAUGUGGUGGAAAAAAUUAA